Prunus avium (sweet cherry) is the source of this 1361-nucleotide messenger RNA. Its product is annotated as protein LATERAL BRANCHING OXIDOREDUCTASE 1-like. Lineage: Eukaryota; Viridiplantae; Streptophyta; Magnoliopsida; Rosales; Rosaceae. The record is from RefSeq and is a predicted model, not a curated record.
AUAGGAUAGAAUAGAUAGACUAUUUCUUUUUCUUAAUAUCUCUCACCUUGAAAUUGCAGAAACGUCCAAGUUCCUCCCAUCACGAGCUUUCCUUGAAGGUGAGCAGUAAGCACCGGGAGAUAUUAUUUUCAUUUGCAACUGAAAUUACAGAAGCUCUUUCUUGAGGGGGCUAGAAAGGAACUAACCACAUGGACAUGGCUGCCAAGAUAGAGUUAGGAUCCCAAACUGUCCAAGAGCUGCUCGGAAAAGGCAAAGGGGAACAAGUGCCAGAUAAAUACAUCCAUAAAGUUACAGACGGUGGCAUUGGAAACCCAAGUGCUUCUUCUGCCGCGUUGAUGGAUAUUCCAGUCAUUGAUCUUGGCCUCCUCCUCACACCUUCCUCAAUCACUGCACAACAACUUGAUAAACUUCGAUCAGCUCUUACCACAUGGGGUUGCUUUCAGGUAAUAAAUCAUGGCAUGACACCUGAAUUCCUAGACGAGGUCCGCGAAAUGACCAAACAAUUUUUUGCACUUCCAGUGGAAGAGAAGCAGAAAUACUUGAGAAAAGUCAACGAUAUUCAAGGAUAUGGGAACGACAUGGUUUUUUCAGAACAACAAACACUUGAUUGGUCUGACCGGCUAUACCUUUCUGUAUAUCCAGAAGAGCACCGAAAGCUCAAAUUUUGGCCUCAAAAUCCCAAAUCUUUUAGUGAAACUUUAGACCAAUAUACGACGAAGUUACAAGUGGUAACAAAAACUGUCCUCGAGGCCAUGGCAAGGUCAUUGAAUUUGGAUGUUAAUUGCUUUCGGGACCUGUAUGGAGAACAAGGGAAAAUGGAUGCGAGGUUUAGCUUUUAUCCUCCUUGUUCAAGGCCUGAUGUUGUCCUGGGUGUGAAACCGCAUGCAGAUGGAACAAUAAUCACCCUUCUCUUGCAAGACAAACAAGUGGAAGGUCUUCAGUUUCUUAAAGACGAUCAGUGGUUUAGAGCUCCCAUUGUUCCUGAGGCGCUUCUCAUUAACGUCGGUGAUCAGGCAGAGAUAUUGAGCAAUGGAAUAUUCAAGAGCCCUGUACACAGGGUAGUGACAAAUCCAGACAAGGAGAGGAUCUCUUUGGCUGCCUUCUGCAUCCCAGAAUCAGAUAAAGAUAUUGAACCAUUUGAAAGCCUGGUCAAUGAGUCAAAGCCAAGAUUGUACAAAAAGGUAAAAAAUUAUGUUGGCAUCUAUUUCGAAUACUACCAGCAGGGGAGGAGACCAAUUGAAGCAGCAAAAAUUUAAACUUACCCUUAUAUUUCUCUCUGACCACAUAUAUAAAUGGGGGUGGAUGCAUGGCACUCUGUUUGUUACAUAAGUCUUGGCACAAGUUUUGCAGUAUUGGAUUAA